This is a messenger RNA of Helianthus annuus (common sunflower), 1721 nucleotides long. Its product is annotated as respiratory burst oxidase homolog protein C. The transcript has 8 exons. The record is from RefSeq and is a predicted model, not a curated record. The coding region runs from base 1 to 1584 and encodes 527 amino acids. Lineage: Eukaryota; Viridiplantae; Streptophyta; Magnoliopsida; Asterales; Asteraceae. Gene Ontology annotation, molecular function: NAD(P)H oxidase H2O2-forming activity. Gene Ontology annotation, cellular component: plasma membrane.
AUGGGGCACUGUGUUUGUGUCGCUAAAGGUGCGGCUGAGACGCUUAAGUUAAACAUGGCUUUGAUUUUGUUACCCGUGUGUCGAAACACCAUCACUUGGCUUAGGAACAAGACCAAACUUGGCGUUGUGGUUCCGUUUGAUGAUAAUCUCAAUUUCCACAAAGUGAUCGCUGUCGGGAUCAUGAUUGGAGUCGGGCUCCAUGCGAUUUCGCAUUUAGCGUGUGAUUUCCCUCGACUUCUUAGUGCAACCGAAGAGGAGUAUGAACCAAUGGUUCAAUAUUUCGGGGAACAACCCGAUAGCUAUUGGCAUUUUGUGAAGGAAGCAGAAGGGUAUACCGGGAUCACGAUGGUGGUUUUAAUGGCAAUAGCCUUUACUUUAGCGACCCCGUGGCUAAGGCGUGGUAGACUGAACCUACCAAAACCGCUAAAGAAACUCACGGGUUUUAACGCCUUUUGGUACUCGCACCACCUAUUCAUUAUUGUUUAUACUUUGCUCAUAGUUCACGGGAUCAAACUUUACCUCACGAAAGAAUGGUACAAGAAGACGACUUGGAUGUACUUGGCGGUUCCGAUUUUGCUUUAUAUGUGUGAGAGGUUAAUCCGGGCGUUAAGAUCUAGCGUCAAGCCUGUCCAGAUAUUAAAGGUGGCUGUUUACCCGGGAAACGUGUUGGCACUUCACAUGUCGAAGCCUCAUGGCUUUAAAUACAAAAGUGGGCAGUACAUGUUUGUGAACUGCAAGGCGGUUUCUCCAUUUGAAUGGCACCCGUUUUCGAUAACUUCAGCACCAGGAGAUGACUACUUAAGUGUGCAUAUCCGAACCCUUGGUGACUGGACCCGACAACUAAAAAAUGUCUUCUCUCAGGUAUGCCAACCACCAGCUAACGGUAAAAGUGGACUCCUAAGAGCCGAUAACCAAGGAGACAACCCGAGUUUCCCAAAGGUUCUAAUCGACGGGCCAUAUGGUGCACCAGCACAAGACUACAAGAAAUAUGACGUAGUGUUGCUAGUCGGGUUAGGCAUUGGUGCAACCCCUAUGAUCAGUAUCGUUAAAGACAUCGUGAACAACAUGAAAGCGAAACAAGAGGAAGACGAGGCUUUGGAGAGCGGCAACAACAAUGCAAUGCCGCCAAUGUCACCACAGUCGAAAAAGAACUCCGCGAGCAACUUCAAGACUACACGGGCUUACUUCUAUUGGGUCACAAGGGAACAAGGGUCGUUUGAUUGGUUUAAAGGGGUGAUGAACGAGGUUGCGGAAAUUGAUCACGAUGGUGUGAUCGAGAUGCAUAACUAUUGCACAAGUGUUUACGAAGAAGGUGAUGCUAGAUCCGCUUUGAUCACGAUGCUUCAGUCGCUAAAUCAUGCCAAAAAUGGUGUUGAUGUGAUUUCGGGUACUCGGGUCAAGUCUCACUUUGCAAAGCCCAAUUGGAGAAGCGUUUAUAAGCGGAUUGCUCUUACUCACAACGGUCAACGUAUAGGGGUAUUUUAUUGUGGAGCACCAGCGCCAGUCAAAGAGUUGAAACAACUUGCUGCUGACUUUUCUCACAAGACUAGCACCAAAUUUGACUUUCACAAGGAGAACUUUUAACUUUAGAGAUAAUUUAAUCAUUUAUUAAAUAAAAUUAUUUUAAUUGUUGAAAUUUGUAUGUAUGACCCAAUUCGGACCUAGUAUCUCGUGACCUUUAUGGUGUAACGGUAUAUAGAGACCAAUAAGAGUUACGUUCA